Molecule: messenger RNA, 2186 nt
Organism: Manduca sexta (tobacco hornworm)
Lineage: Eukaryota; Metazoa; Arthropoda; Insecta; Lepidoptera; Sphingidae
Gene: mre11
Product: double-strand break repair protein MRE11
Exons: 1
Coding region: 131-2059 (642 amino acids)
Biological process (GO): meiotic DNA double-strand break formation; double-strand break repair via nonhomologous end joining; mitotic intra-S DNA damage checkpoint signaling
Cellular component (GO): Mre11 complex; nucleus
Molecular function (GO): DNA endonuclease activity; manganese ion binding; 3'-5'-DNA exonuclease activity
Source: RefSeq, a predicted model, not a curated record
UAAACUGUCAAUGUCAGUUUUACGAACAAUGCGGGCCGCAGACAUGUUGUAAAUAUUGGCGGUUUAUUGAAGCGGUGUUUGUGUUUUAUACAAUCGGUAGUUAAUACGACGUCAAAAAAAGUGCAACAGAAUGGUUGAAAGCGACCCGAACGCCUGGUCCCUAGAGGACACACUCAGAGUGUUGAUAGCGUCCGACAUUCACCUGGGCCACUUGGAAAAUGACGCGAUUCGCGGCGAAGAUAGCUUCAUUGCGUUUGAAGAAGUUUUAUCAUUGGCAGUGCAGUAUGACGUCGACCUGGUGUUACUGGGCGGCGACUUGUUCGAUCAGGCCAAGCCCACGCCCAGUUGUAUGUUCAAAUGCACGGAAAUCAUCCGAAAAUAUUGCUUCGGUGAUAAACCAGUCGGCGUCGAAUUGCUAUCAGACCAACUGGAAAACUUUGCGAGAGUCGUUAACUACGAGGAUCCAAAUCUAAAUGUAUCGUAUCCCAUACUUUCCAUACAUGGAAAUCACGAUGAUCCGGUAGGACAAGGAAGCAUCAGUUCUCUAGACAUCCUGUCCAUCACAGGGCUGGUGAACUACUUCGGUAAGUGGACUGACUACACCCACGUGCGCAUAUCUCCGGUGCUCUUGCAGAAAGGAAGCACAAGACUCGCACUCUAUGGGCUCAGCCACCUGAAAGAUCAGAGACUGUCACGUUUGUUUGCUGAAAAAAAAGUUGAAAUGGAACGACCGGAUGAAACACUUGAUUGGUUCAAUUUGUUGGUACUGCAUCAGAACAGAGCAGAUCGUGGUCCAGGCAAUUACAUCAGUGAGGAGGUGCUGCCCAAGUUCCUAGACCUUGUUGUGUGGGGUCAUGAGCAUGAUUGCCACUUGUAUGGUAUGAAAGGAAACAAAAGAGAAAAUGAUAGUUUCUCAGUGAUUCAGCCAGGCAGCACUGUUGCCACAUCCUUGGCUGCCGGAGAGGCGCUGCCCAAACAUUGUGGACUAUUGCAGAUACACAAGGGUGACUACUCAGUGAAGCCACUGCCUUUGCAGACUGUUCGGCCGUUUAUAUUUAAAACUAUAGUUAUCUCAGAAGAAAAUUUGGGUGAUGAAGGAGUGAAUGAGAAUGAGAAAAUACAGGAAUUUCUUAAAGAACGUGUCAAUCAAGCCAUCGAAGAAGCAUCCAAAAUGCGAAGUGGUCAUGAAAAGCAACCUGAGUUGCCACUCAUCAGGCUUAGUGUUUUUUAUGAAAGAGAGAGUCAAGACUUUAAUAGGAUGCGCUUCGGACAAAACUUUAACGGUCUCGUGGCUAACCCCAAUGACUUGUUGGUUAUGAAACGAGAAAAAAAAGUUCGCGAGAAGAAAGAGCGCGCACCCGACGAGGAGGCAGACAUGACAGGGGUCGCUGCAGCUGCCGCUGAUGUGGAGUCGCUGCUCCGCUCGUACUACGAGGCGCAGCCGCGCGACAAGCGGCUCAGCGUGCUGUCCGUGCGCAUUGUCACUGAAGCCGUGCGCGAGUUCACGCUUAAACACAACGACGAGGCGCUGCGGCGCGCCUUCGAUGCACACAAGCGCCGCUGCAUCGCCGCGCUCAUGGACUCUACUGCUGAGACCGAGGAAGAAAUCGUCGAACGGCUGCGCACCUGCAAGCAGGAGCUCGACGCCGCCGACGACGAUCAGCUGCACACACUGGUUGACACGAGCGUUCGGCCCGCCGCGCCUGCCGCGCAACUCAUCGUGCCCGUGGUGAAGCUCAGCGCUCCGCUUGCUAAGCGCACCAUCGUGGUCGUCUCUAGCGACGAAGAGGAGCCGCCGACGCGCGGCCGCGGAAGGGGCUCACGCGGCCGAGGGGCCCGAGCGGCGCGUUCCCCGCGAGGGGCUCGCGGCGCCGCGACGGGGGCGGGGGCGCGCACGCGCGGCCGCCGCUCGGAUCCGGACCCGGCGCCGGCGCCGUCGCCGCCAGAACGACGCACGCCUCGCCGCUCAGCCGCACAGAAGUCUGCCUCAUGGCUGCAAAGUUUUGCCAACUCGAGUCGUCGACGCGGCUCAUCUGACAUCGAGGAUGACUCAGAGUGAUGGCCGGCUCCGCAGCUACCAUCGUUUUGGAGUUGCAGUCGCCAUGUUUCUCGAAUACAAAUUGUUCUAAGCUAUUCUGUUACUGUAUUUUGUAAUGUCAGAUAAUAAAUGAAAGAUUUAUCAUUAA